Cyprinodon variegatus (sheepshead minnow) is the source of this 1815-nucleotide messenger RNA. RefSeq names its product tumor necrosis factor receptor superfamily member 6-like (gene fas). Bases 35 to 1051 code for a protein of 338 amino acids. NCBI's taxonomy places the organism in Eukaryota, Metazoa, Chordata, Actinopteri, Cyprinodontiformes, Cyprinodontidae. Gene Ontology annotation, biological process: immune response; activation-induced cell death of T cells; motor neuron apoptotic process. The record is from RefSeq and is a predicted model, not a curated record. Gene Ontology annotation, molecular function: tumor necrosis factor receptor activity; protein binding. The transcript is spliced from 10 exons. Gene Ontology annotation, cellular component: CD95 death-inducing signaling complex; membrane raft; external side of plasma membrane.
ACUGUUAAAUAACUAGUUAGGUCUGGAGUUAACCAUGGCGUUCUCAUCUAAUCGGGUUUCCAAAGGUUUAAUUCUUCUUUUAAUCGGCGUUUUCUGCUUAAUAAAUAUUGCCAAUGGGGCAUACCAAGUGUCAGUGAUGGGGGCCCGUAAGCAACGCCAUUGUGUUUCGAUUUCAUCCCCGGUCUUUAAUGGCACACAUCUACGUGUGAAAAGGCAAGGUUGUCAAGAUGGGACCUACAAGCAUGAAGGCAGAGACUGUUGUCUCUGUGCAGCAGGUCAGCGGUUAAAGAAUCACUGCACUACAUCUCCAGAUGACAGAGAAUGUGAAUUCUGUGAACCUGGUAUUUCCUAUAACAGUGAGCCCAACUCUAAGGAGUCUUGUGAACCCUGCACAUCCUGUUCUCAUGAAAACGCUAACUUAGAAGUAGAUGAACCUUGCACCCCUUAUAAAGAUACAAAGUGCAAGUGUAAGGCCAACCACUACUGCAACAGUGGAACCUGCAAAAUCUGCCAACCAUGUGACAAAUGUGACGCUACCGGUGUGAAAGAGCCUUGCACAGCCACCAGCAAUGCAGUUUGUAACGAGUCAAAAAGUUUAGGAGGUGGAGAAAUUGCUGCCAUUAUAAUUGCAGUUUUGUUCCUUGUUCUUGUGGCGGUAGGAGUGUACAUAAAGAGACAGACAAUAAUGAAGCGACUAAGACCAAAUUCAGACUCAUCAACCCCCUCUAACCACGUGGAUGUCCCACUCCUUAAAGUGAACAUGGAGCCUCACCUACUAGAUUUUGCAGAAAUACUGGGAUGGAAGGACAUGAAGCUAGUAGCACAGAAGUGUGAUAUGGGGACUGCAAUUGAAAAUUUAGAGAUAAGCCACCCCAAAGAUAUUGAGGAUAGGACCAUAGAACUACUAAAGAAAUGGAUUGAGAGGACCGGCAGUAAUGCCUCAGUGGAGCUGAUAAAGGUGCUUCGUAGGAAUGGCAAAAAUAACAAAGCAGAUAAGAUUCAACAGAAAUUGAAAGAAAUUAACAGUUCUUCACAAAGUAAUUCUGCCUAACUGGGUCUAAAUCUUUUUAAAUGUGUGUCUCAUUGAUGGAAUAUAAUGUCUUGAUUUUGCACACUCUGAACCAUCUACAUGAUGAACAUCUAUUCUUUCAAAGACAUUUGAGUUUGGAGUGUGCCUUUUUUUUAAAUCUUUAUAUGAACUUUAAAAAAAACAAAGUGUUUUUUAAAAGUGAAAGGACUCCUGUGAUCUACAGUGCUGGUACACCUGCGUUCAAGAAACCAUUAAGUAUGUUCUCACCUUUUCUUUGUGGUCGGUUCUCUUUACGCUCCGUUACACGUGUUAAAGUCGGGAAUCCUCAAAGACGUUCUCUCUGCAAGGACUGAUCUGAAAAGAAGAGCCAGAUGCAGAAGCAUCUGAAAAGGUCAAAAAAAUGUAAAGCAACUCAGUUUAAUAGGUUAUUCCAUCCCAUUAAUUUAAGCUGAGUUAGAGGCUGUAGUUUUAUUAUAUGUUUUUAAAUUACCAUAUAUAAACUAGAUGUGAUGUCCUGUUUUCUGUUAUGUAUGUAAUGCAUGUCCCUUUUUAGUUUCUAGAUUUAACGGGUAUAUAGAUUUUCUCAGGAAUAAAGUUGCUGAAAUUUACCAAUCUACCUAAAUAAUGAGCAAAACAAUAAACUCAAGUGGCGAUCGGCUUUAAUUGGUAAAUAAGCUUGUUAAAACAAAUUGAACAAAAUGAAUGUGAUUCUGUGACAUAUUGUAAUUUUACACAGUAAAUGAAUUGAAUGGAAUAGCACAUUAAAUCCCCCUGGGAAGGUAAAA